Molecule: messenger RNA, 2035 nt
Organism: Phragmites australis (common reed)
Lineage: Eukaryota; Viridiplantae; Streptophyta; Magnoliopsida; Poales; Poaceae
Product: U-box domain-containing protein 39-like
Exons: 1
Coding region: 280-1821 (513 amino acids)
Biological process (GO): protein ubiquitination
Cellular component (GO): cytoplasm; nucleus
Molecular function (GO): ubiquitin-protein transferase activity; protein binding
Source: RefSeq, a predicted model, not a curated record
GUGGUUGACAUGGACUCUGAAUUGGCACACCUCAUGCCGGGUCCAUUCGACCAUGGCUCGGCACAGCUGGAGAACAAAGUCGCCGGUUGCCAGUAGCGGCUAGCUUGUCGGGAAAAAGCGGCGGCGGCGAGUGACUGACUACACGCGAUUGGCUGGGGAUCGGUCGGGCUUGCUAUCCCCUUCCGAGCAGCAGCUGUUACUAAAACCCACGACUCGAAGCAACAGCCUACGCACGCAGCAGCAGCGACCGCCGAGGCGCUCUUGACCCGAGCGGAGCCCAUGGCCAUGGGCACCGGCCGGCCGCGGUGGGGUCAGCCCGCCGCGACAACCUACUCCCCGCCGCCGUCGUUCACGGCGGACCCGCCGGAGGAGUUCCUCUGCCCCAUCUCCGGCACGCUCAUGGCGGACCCCGUCGUCGUCCCGCCGGGCCAGACCUUCGAGCGCGCAUGCAUCCAGGCCUGCGCCGCGCUCGCCUUCUCCCCGCCCGCCGUCGCCGCCGACCUCUCCGCGUCGGCCUCCUCCCCGCUCGUGCUCAUCCCCAACGUCGCGCUCCGCACCGCCAUCCUCAACUGGUGCGACCGCCUCGCGCUGCCGCACCCGGCCCCGCUCUCACCGGACACUGCCCGCGACAUCGUCCACCGCCUCAUGCCGCGGCAGGAGGAGCAAUGGAGCUCGCAGUCGUACCGCCCGCCGCCGCAGGUCGCGACCUCCGUUCGCGUCAGGAGACCCAGCGCCCCCGACGAAGAGUUUGUGCAGGAGCCUGUGCGGGCGGGUGGUUCACCGGAGGAGGAGAUCAUGGCCGUGCUCGGGGCGGAGGGCGCCAGCACUGCGGAGCUGGAGGUGGCGAUGGCGUCGCUGCGGCAGGCGACGCGGGAGAACAGCGAGGUAAGGAGGCAGCUCUGCACGCCGCGCCUCCUCGCCGCCCUCCGCCCGAUGCUGCUGUCGGCCGACGCCGGCAUCCAGGUCAACGCGGCGGCGGCGAUGGUCAACCUGUCGCUGGAGCCGGAGAACAAGGUGCAGAUCGUGCGGUCCGGGGCGGUGUCGCCGCUGGUGGACGUGCUCCGCGGCGGCCACCCGGAGGCGCGCGACCACGCCGCCGGCGCGAUGUACAGCCUCGCCGUGGAGGACGAGAACCGCGCCGCCAUCGGCGUGCUCGGCGCGAUCCCGCCGCUUCUGGAGCUGUUCGCGAGCGCCGGAGGCGCGGUGGGCUACCGCGCGCGGCGCGAGGCCGGGAUGGCGCUGUACCACGUCUCCCUCUACGGGAUGAACCGCUCCAAGAUCGCGCGCGCGCCGGGCGCCGUACGGACGCUGCUCGCCGUGGCGGAAGCGCGGGACCGCGCGAACGAGGCCGACGCCACCGCCCUGCGGAGGCUGGCCAUGAUGAUCCUGGCGAACCUGGCGGGAUGCCCCGACGGGCGCGAGGCCCUGAUGGACGGCGGCGCGGUGGCCGCGGUCUUCAGGCUGAUGCGCAACGGGUCCGCCGCUCCGGGGAGCGCGGAGGAGGAGUACUGCAUAUCGGCGCUGUACGGCAUGAGCCGGGGCAGCAUGAGGUUCCGCGGGCUCGCGCGCGCGGCCGGCGUCGAGGCCGCACUGCAGCCGGUGUCCGAACGCGAUGGCGGGGUGGGGCGGGACAUGGCGCGGCGCACUCUCCGGGCGAUGCGCGGGGAGGACGACGAGGCGCCGUUCUCGGCCCCCGGCCUGCACGGGAGUCAGUGGAACGGCGUGAGCAUCGUGUCGGAGGGGCUCGUGUCCAUCCGGCGGCCGCCGCCGCACCGGAGCAACUACACCGGGCCGUCCGGGUCAAACACGACGCAGUUCUGAUAAAGUCGAAGUCUUCGUUUCUCUUCACGCUGUUUUGUCCUUUCAGGUGUUGCAUAACUGUAAGUUUGAUUCUUUUGUUUGAAUUGAACUGUAACUUUAUUGAGUUUGUGCAGAUGUUAAUGCUUUAUGACUGAAUUGUUAGGACUGUAACAAAGAUUGGAGAGAGAAAAAAUAUACUCAAGUGUUGUGGGUUUGUGACACCAAAAAUAUCAAA